Messenger RNA from Microthlaspi erraticum, 792 nucleotides. The record is from the annotation of a GenBank genome assembly. Lineage: Eukaryota; Viridiplantae; Streptophyta; Magnoliopsida; Brassicales; Brassicaceae.
AUGGAGUAUGUUAUCAUUGGAGAUGGGACUGAACCACCUAAGGAAGUCCAUGUCAGAAUAGAACCAGGAACUCAGGAGGAAGUGGAGAAGCCACCUGAAGAACCAAGAGUGUAUGAGCCAAAGAUCCCAUACAGAAAUGUUCUUUCUCAACCCAAGAAGGAGAAGGAGCAAGCAAAGCUCAAGGAUCUUGUUAGCCAACUUUCAGUAAGGUUACCUUUCAUUGAUGCUUGCCAAAUAAUUCCAUCUCUCAGGAAGUAUAUGAAGGCCAUACUCACAAGCAAUGUGAGUCUUGAAGAAGGAGCAAUGAUGAUUACAAAGGAGUGUAGUGCCAUACUUCAGAAUCGCAUGCCAGAGAAGCUGAACGACCCAGGGAGUUUUGUUUUGUCUUGCAAGAUCGUGGCCAAGCUAUUGGGCAUCACUGACUUCAAACCUACAAAGAUCUCUCUAGUCUUUGCAGACAGAUCUGUUCGCCGCCCUGUUGGUGUUAUUAUGGAUGUUCCAAUCAUGGUUGGAGAUUGCUACAUCCCUGCUGAUUUUGUAGUUCUUGAGCUGGAACACCAACCUAAAGACCCUCUUAUCUUGGGAAGGCCAUUCCUAGCUACUGCAGGAGCUAUAAUAGAUGUCAAGAAUGGAAAGAUUGACUUGCAUCUUGGAGAUAUAGUGAUGAAUUUCGAAGUAAACAAGUCUAUGGAGAAGCCAACUGUAGAUGGUCAAGCUUUUUGGAUUGGAGAGCUCGCAGAGACAAGAGAAGAAGUGCUGGAUGAACUCUUCUUAUUGAUCCCUUGGAGCUAG